AUGGCACAAGUGACGGCUUAUGUUGACUUGUGCACGCGUCUGUCGCGUUUCGUGCAGCUCCAGCCAAGUGCCGAUCUCAACAAAGAGCUGCAGAUGGUCAUGGAAGACUUGGUGAAGCUAUAUGAACACUUGGGUUCAUCUCCGCUUACUGAUAAAGUGCCAAUCGAUGCACCACUCGUGGGUCUCGCAGCGAUGGAUGAUUUGGUGAUGCACUCACUGCACAGACUGCUGGGCUCUUUUAUACGAAAUUCACACUCGCUAGUGCUUCAGGAGAUCUCUUUUGGAGUUUUUGCUCGCGUGGUUCGACGCUGCAAGCCUCGGAUGGUAAGCGAUCGUCCUGGACAAGUGCAGCGGCACCUGACCUUCGUGCAGACCUGCGUGUUGUAUCUGCCGUCACCGCCAGAAGCUGCUCUGGAUAAGGAUGAAAUCGGAUUCGAUCCCGUGACUCUUUCCUCUCAGUCGGAGGAGCUGAGACUUGCUAUUCUGCAGAGUCUAUGGGAGCUGUUGAAGGAACCAGAGAAAGAGAAGCAGAUAGUGCAACUUCAAGUGGACGAACAGCUCUUCUUUGCAUACGCAGUGGCAUCCUUGUUGCAUGUCGCUCAAACCGGUCGAUGCAGAGAGGUUGCGUUGAAAGCUAUCGAAGUGCUGAAGUGUGUCUUCUUGUUCGUUCGCGACCCGCCCACAUUGCGGCAAUACUUGCCUGGUGUCGUUGCUGGAUUGUGGAAAAGUGCAAACGCACCGCAUCAAGCGUCGAAGGUGAUCGUUGCGGCGUUGCAGUGUCUUUCCCUGGUUCUAGAUAUGUGCAUUAGUGAUGGACUUUUGCCAGGAGGCAGAAAGCAAAAGCAGGAGCAAAGAUUUACACUCGAAGCAAUCCGACAUUCUGUUAGCAAGAAUGGCACGGAAAAGGAAAUUACGACAAAAACAAGUGACUCAGUCAACGUGCGGUCAAGUGAAGACGAGAAAUGGAUAGAGGAAGCUGCCACGAACAUGGACAUGUUGUUCACACGAAUGUUCGCCGCGAGUGCCACGGCUUUUGCCGCAGAUGGCACCAAGACAGGACUACCGCGCUCUUCCUGGCGAGUGCGCUGUGCACUUGCGCAACUUUGCGGUACUGUGAUGCUCCAGUGUCGACGUGGGCUCCGCGUUUCCUUCUUUCGAUGUUAUGACGAGCUUCUGGUUCUUCGCGGUGACGUGAUUCCGGAGGUUUCUCAGGAAGCCGAUAAGGUGCUCCAAAAGCUACACACGUCGUCUUUGUCGUUGGAAGAGCGAUUACAAGUGCUACCAGAGAUGGCUGAUCGUUUCCAAAUGCUGCUUUCUACGCUUGUGCUGAAGGUUGCUACAGAACAUGAAGCCACAAAGAUGCACUUUGUGCGCACACUUCGGGGAUACGUGGAAUUUCUUGGAUCCAGUCUCACCCCGUAUCUUGACGCAUCUAUGGAAAGCAUUUAUACUUCCCUAUGUCGCGUCGUGUCAUUUGCUACGCUUGACAUUGCGUUGAUAUCUCAUCAGUCGCUGCCAACUUUGACCGAGGCUAGUGGAAGCAGUAAUAGUAGUACAGCGCGAGUCGUGGUCGCUCAGUUUCAAAAACGAUUGCGCUUUUUCAAUGAAGAGGUCUCAGUCCGCGAGGUAUUGGCGAUGGUGCGUGAGAUCGGUGCCGUGUUGACGCCAGCUGGCUUUAUUGACUGCGCCUUUACGCUACUAUCCGAUGCAAGCGUGGUGUCUACGCAAGCCAGUGAAGUUGUGCUGGUUUUAAACGAAUUCUUACGGGCAUACUGCCCAAACAAGGAAAAUAAGGUUCAUUCGGAUCAUCGAGUGAUAGAUGUUCAUCUUACCGGACGCAUUCUAGAGGACUUACUGGCGCUGAAUGCAUGGGAUGAGCAUUCUUCGCAAGCCUCGAACUGUGCUUCCAGUAAAGUACUUGUGUCUCAACGUGCGUUUAUGGUGGAGUGCGUUGGCGUAUGUGCGGAAAUUCUCGGCGUCGAGUUCAAAGUGUUUUUACUCCAUGUUCUUUACCCAUUGGUCGAGCAACUUGGAUCACGCAGCGUCGAAGUAGAGCGUGCAGCGCUGGUUGCGUUGGAGAAAGUGUAUUUUUUCACCGGCUAUGAGUCUCUUGAGGCUCUUUUCCAAGUCAAUAUGGACUACUUUGUGGACGCGCUAUGUGCUCGGCUUGAGCAAUUGGAUACUUAUCCUAUGACCGCAUUUGUCGUUGACGCUCUGCUGAAGCACACGCGAUUGGCAUCCUUGCCUUUAGUAGAUGAGGUGGCAACGUCGUUGCUUCGGAGUGUUGAUGUGUAUCAAGACUCGUCUCACAUCGGCGGUUUGCUGCGUGCACUGAAGGCUCUACUUGGUAGCAUUGCGCGUGACGUCCGAGAAGUCGAAGAUGACGCAGUGCAUACACUUGGUGAUGAAGACCUGGAAGAACCAGCGGCGUCUCGGUCGCUUCUGGACGACUUUGUCCAUGAACUGAAGGUGUUAGAAAAUUGCGGUAUUGGCAUUCUAACUGAGGAUGCCGACAAAGAGGUGGAGCCCGGUCUUGAGAAAAAGGACCUUGUGAGUGUGAAAGCUGCUCUGCCCUUGGAGUACGAUGAUAUUCAAUCUGAGCGCAAGGAUGGCGAUCACGAUAAUGAGGCAGAUAAUACAGCCGUAUCAGGCCACGGCACUCUGGUCAUCGAUAUCGUCGAUCGGUGUGGUUAUUUUCUCGUGGAAUCGGAUCCGAUCGCUUGCUGUUUGGUUUUGUCCUUGAUUGAUGAAGGUGUGCGAUUUCUUUCGAGAUACCGAAAACAGUUAUGGCCUCUUAUUACACGCAUGUGGCCCGAGUUGCUGUCCCGACUACGAGUGGAUAACCGUGCUAUCGUCACUAGCACGGUGCGUGUCAUCACCACCGUGGCAGAAGCAGCAGGCGAUUUCGUGGGAACCUACUUUGUUGAGAAGGUGUGGCCAAUUCUUCGAUCACAACUUCAGUCCAUUUGUUUCGACUCAGACGCGAAGUCGCCACAGCUCACGCGGUCAAUGCUAUUGCUCCUGAAACCUCCUAGUGAAGACCCAUGUGCCGUGGAUGCUCAAUCAUCUCGAUCGCGUAUUGACGUGCAGACACCAGCAGGUGACGAACCCGAUUCUGUGCGCGGAGUACGGAAAACACAGGAAGUCCACCAACUGCUAGCGAUUCUAUCGUGUUUGACCAUGGCAUGCCAGCAAUCAAAGACGAUGACCCCGCUUGUGCCCGAAAUUACCCGCAUGUGCUACAAGUAUCUUAGUUGUUCAGCACCACAAGAGGUCGUGGAACAAACCUCAGAGCUCGUCGCAGCGCUAGCGCAGUUGAACGGUGACGAAGUGUUCUGUUCAGUAGCAGCACUUGCUCACCGGGUUCCACCGUCGCCGCCAAGUGCGCGUUUCUCUGGAUAUCAAGCGGGCGUAGUUGAGCAGUUCCAUCAAAAUCAUUUCUCGGGGCAAAGUGGACAGACCAAGACUUGUCGCGACAACGCUCGCAUGUUGAUGAAUCGCUUGUUUGAAUGA
Molecule: messenger RNA, 3513 nt
Organism: Peronospora matthiolae
Lineage: Eukaryota; Oomycota; Peronosporomycetes; Peronosporales; Peronosporaceae
Source: the annotation of a GenBank genome assembly